GCAACUUUAGUGGGUGUGUUGGAGGUAUGUUGUCACAAGUUCAGAGCUCUACUAAAGAGAAGCAAAGCAACUUGUAUUCAUACACUCAUAAACAAGAACUGAAAGAAAGCAAGAACUGAAGAUGCAGUCCUCAGAAGUGAGCUCCACCAUUGUGGCACCUGCUCCUCCGCUCCAUAUAGUGACUCCCCUCCUCAAGAGCCGCAAGCUCUCCUCCAAGAUGGGCGCCUCCGUGUGGUUGAAGCUGGAGAGUGUGCAGACAUCAGGCAGCUUCAAGAGCAGAGGACUAGGACGACUCUGUCAGAAGUCGGUGGCAGAGGGUUGUACUAAUUUUGUCAGCUCAUCAGGGGGCAAUGCUGGUCUGGCUGCCGUGUUCUGUGCUCAGGAGCUGGGCAUGCCUAUCACAGUGGUGGUCCCAGAGCCCACACCCCCUUUCAUUGUGGCAAAACUCAAGGAUGAGGGAGCCACUGUAGAGGUCGUCGGAAAAGCAUGGGACGAUGCCAAUGAGAGGGCCAAGGUGAUUGCCUCAUCUCCUGGUAGUGUGCUCAUUCAUCCGUUCGACCACCCAGAGAUAUGGACCGGCCAUUCUACUAUUGUGGAUGAGAUACAGGCACAGUUGAUGGGUGUGGUCCCGGACCUACUGGUGGUGGCAGUCGGUGGUGGGGGACUAAUGAACGGAGUGCUUGAGGGGUUACAUCGUAUUGGCUGGGGGGAGAUCCCCGUGGUUGCAAUGGAGACUAAGGGAGCGGGCAGUCUGAAUGCUUGUGCUGUGUCUGGAGAGUGGAAGCAAUUGGACGCCAUCACAAGUGUUGCCAAGUGCCUGGGUGCCAAGCGUGUCAGCAAACGUUCCUUCGAGUGGCUCUCCCAACACAAGAUACUCUCUCGAGUGGUGACAGACAAACAAGCUCUCUCAGCGUGUGUGAGGAUUGCUGAUGACCAUCGGAUCUUGGUCCCCCCUGCUUGUGGGGCAGCCAUGGCAGCUGUGUACGAGGACGUGAUAUCAGAGGCACAGAAGAGUGGGGAGUUGCCCGAUAGACUGGAGAAUAUCGUGGCCAUUGUGUGUGGAGGCAAUGGAGUCAAUCUGGACUCAAUCUACAAGUGGAGGGAAGAGUGCGAACUGUAGCUACUCUAAUUAACAGACUGCUUCAAUAUAAACUUGUCUUUGCUCAGAAUCUCAUUCCAAUUAAUAUUGUGUCAUUACACAGUAAUUAAUAAAUGCCACAUAUAAUAAUUACGAUUCAACUUCAAUCAACGUAC
Halichondria panicea is the source of this 1254-nucleotide messenger RNA. RefSeq names its product serine dehydratase-like. Lineage: Eukaryota; Metazoa; Porifera; Demospongiae; Suberitida; Halichondriidae. The record is from RefSeq and is a predicted model, not a curated record. Gene Ontology annotation, biological process: L-threonine catabolic process; L-serine catabolic process. The coding region runs from base 122 to 1120 and encodes 332 amino acids. The transcript has 5 exons. Gene Ontology annotation, molecular function: pyridoxal phosphate binding; threonine deaminase activity; L-serine ammonia-lyase activity.